This is a messenger RNA of Tetranychus urticae (two-spotted spider mite), 884 nucleotides long. RefSeq names its product peptidyl-prolyl cis-trans isomerase-like 1 Cypl (gene Cypl). The record is from RefSeq and is a predicted model, not a curated record. Gene Ontology annotation, cellular component: catalytic step 2 spliceosome. Gene Ontology annotation, molecular function: peptidyl-prolyl cis-trans isomerase activity. Gene Ontology annotation, biological process: protein folding; protein peptidyl-prolyl isomerization. Lineage: Eukaryota; Metazoa; Arthropoda; Arachnida; Trombidiformes; Tetranychidae.
UGUAGAUUCACACUCUCAUAAAGAUACUUAUGAUAGUAUAAACAAUCGAUUCUGUUUGAAUAGUUUCAGUUACUAAUCACUAAUCAAUAAUUGAUUUGAAUGUUUAUUUAAUUUUAUGCAGAUUGAGUUGAUUAGAUUGCAAUCAAUUACACUGUGAUUGUAAUAGAAGUAUGGGAACAGUUGCUGAAACAUGGCAGCCGCCAUUUGUGGAGUUUGAAACCAAUUUGGGUAGAUUUAUUGUUGAGCUAUAUUGGUUACACGCUCCUAAGACAUGUCGUAAUUUUGCUGAAUUAGCUAACCGUGGUUAUUAUGAUGGAACGAUAUUUCAUCGUGUUAUCUCUGAUUUUAUGAUUCAAGGAGGUGAUCCAACUGGAACUGGACGUGGUGGAUCAUCAAUUUAUGGUAAAACUUUUGACGACGAGAUCCACGAGGAUUUAAAGCACACUGGAGCAGGUAUACUUUCAAUGGCCAAUUCUGGACCCAACACCAAUGGCUCUCAAUUUUUUAUCACACUGGCUGCAACACCUUGGUUGGAUAAUAAACAUGCUAUUUUCGGUCGGAUUCAUAGAGGCAUAAAUGUGAUCAAGAAGAUGGGUCGAAUGCAAACGGAUAAAAAUGAUAGACCAGUCGAUGAUAUUCAAAUAAUCAAAGCACGUCCCCUCAUUGAUCUUGAAGAAUGAGCUUACCAUGCUCUUUUCAGCACAACACAUUUCAACAGACGAUCCAAUGUACUUAUUUGUAUUAAACUCUGGGUUGUUUUAUUAACAGUCUGAAACAAGAAAAUGUAUUCGAUCUGUUGAAUUACAGCCUCUUCACAUGUCACGAUUUUCAUUGUAAAACAAUAGUAAAAGAUAUAAAAGAGGUGAAAUUCACUCAUGGUUUUA